ACUGGGUACGGGGUUGUAGAGCAUCACGCAUCCCUCUGCCUGAGUGCGCGUGCGAAGUACGACUCGCAUUUUAUUGUUGAAAUUCGAAAGAAAAGUUCCAGAUGGUUUGACGUUGGCGCCGUGCGUUAUUCGCGUCUUCCUUUCCGUUUCGAUCGCAACGUUCGGAGUGAGAUCGCUGUACGCCAUCGCUGGGCUGUGCGUGCUAUGGUUCAACAUGACACCGACAGGCUUUUGCUGUGGCUAAAAUGUGGCCAACUGUAGGGAAGUGGCGUGCUGCAAGCUAACGACAACAACGUGAAAGGUGUGCAAGUUUUGUUAGCGAUUUGCCAAGGAAAAAUAGUGUUCCGCGCUCGGUACUGUGCGUGAGUUUAAUGGUGUCGUGAAGCGUGGACCGGAGAACCGUUAGCAUAGUUUUGUGUGAAGUGUGCGAUCCAAGUGUGGUGGUGUGCUUCAUCUGUUUCCGCGAUUAAUGCGUGACCACUGCGAACCAUUACGGGGACGCAACAGCUGGAGCUUAGUGAUACAUAUAAAAAUAAAAGCACCAAAACAGAAAAAAAACAGAAAAACGAUGAUCUUCUGCCCGAGUGCGACAUCCUGCCUGCUGCAGUGGUGGUGUAUUUUUAUACUCUACACACAACGCACCGAUUGUGCAUCGUUCUUCUCAAAUGCCGAACCAGUCACGGCUACGGGUCUAUUAUCGUUGUGCGGUGAGAGUGGAGAAACAAGCGAACAGUACGUUAGCGAUAAGGGUCCUACGUCCAGUAUUUUGCUAGCGUUGCGUCCGGAACAUGGUAAGGCAUCAUCGGCUACUUCCUGCAAACGUCAAUUCCGGGCACCCGAUGCGUACAACUUCUUCGUACGAAUGCAGCGCGUUCCAGCAGCGGGUUCGCGCAGUACGGCAAGCAGAAAAUACAACGGGAACAAGUCGAGCAACAGCACCCAUAGCUGCCCGCUUACGAUUUCACAAUCGGCAAACGGCGAGGUGUUGCCCUCGUGGCGGUUAGAUCCAUGCCUGCUGGAAACGUCCGGUACGCAGGAAGAACCGAUGCGUCUGCUACAGGGGAAGCUUAACAUUGUCUGGAAUCAUGAUGGCAAUGCGCCUAACUAUCGCCUGCAGAUCACGGUAGUUGGCCAGGGUGCGGUUUGUCUGGAACGCGAUAAGUAUUCCUGUCUGGAGUAUGUUGGCAUGCCGUUGCUUUGCAUUGCCCGGGAACUGGUCUGCGACGGUUUGCCAAACUGUCCACCGUUCGGUACGGAAGUCAACGAUGAGAAUGAAACAAUGUGUGUAAAGCACCGGCAGCAGGAAUAUUCGGAAAAUCCGGUACAAUCGGUAUUUCGUCAGUACAUCCAAAACACGAUCAAGUCAUUCUUUGGCGGUGAACCAAAAGAGCUACCAUCGAAACCUUCGUACGGUGAGGUGGAUAUAGCGCUGGAGCAAAAGUUUGGUUCGAUCUACCCACCGGCAUCUUCCCCGUUUCCACCGCCGGCAACCGAACCGACGGUACCGCCCAAAAAGCACCGCAGCACCCUUACCGGGCUGUCCAAAUAUGGUCCGUGGGGUUAUCUGUUUCUCGGCAUGCUUAUAUGCGGUGGUGCAUUGCUAAUUUGCGGUCUCUGGGAAUGCUGUUGCCGAUCGCAUAAAGCUGAACCGAAUGUGGAUGAUUCGCUACCGGAUCAGGUGCCAUCAUUUCUGCAAACAUCGUCACCGACUGAAACCGGACGUCAGAGAUUGCCGUCGGCCGGUGAUAGUCCCGCCAGCCACAAUCUACCUCACUACGGGGAGCUUGAUCCACCGCCCGCAUACUCGGUACUGUUUCCCACCCAGAAACCGUCCGAUAAUGGUAACGAGUUACCGGUAACUACCGAGACCGCACAAACCAAUAGUCCUAGCAUUAGCGAUAGUAACAACAGCAUUGGAGGCAGCGAUGGACAUACGAGGGUAGCAGAUGAGGGAAGCUUGGUGGUAGCUUCCGAGGCACCACCGAGUCCCGUUUCAUCCACCUCCGUUGCGUAGUCCCUUUAGCUUUAGUUAGGAUAGCAUCGAAUAGCCAAAAUGGAAGCAUUUGUUGGAGUAUUAAUCGAGACAGGAACAAAAACAAAACGCGCGCGUAUUAGUAAACGGCAGUAUUUUGGACAUCCGUCGUGUGAGUAGAUUAAAGGAUAGGGAUUUUUGUUUUCUUUUCGAAAGGAUAGGUGUUUUUGUGCAUACUUUACAUUAAUUUUGCUAUAACACACACACACACACAAACAUACACUCAAAACAAACUCAUUUAGGUAGUAAGCAGAAUUAGUCGAAGAAAAGGCUGAACCAUUUCCUUCCUGAACUAACUUUUUUUAAUUACCAAACCAAAUCGAAGACAAACAGCAAAACACCCGAAAUGUGGGGUUUAAAAGUGUUUUGUUAGCACCAUAUUGCUGUGGAGAAAGAAUGCAGGGCGAAUGUUGUGGUGCUUGUUGUUGUGCUGAAGACGGUUGAGACCACCGUAUUGGGACCAAAACGAAACAGGUUAGUGAAAUUGUAUACAUGGCGGAAACAGAGACAACGACGAUCAAGAUCAUUUCACCAUGACAUGCCGCUUAGAAGCGAGACAUGUCGCGGAAGGUGGAACAGAGAGAGAGAGUGGAAGUAUAUCGCUCAGCUUAAUGCUCCAAACAUUUGACACAAAAACAAAGGAAGGAAACGCAUUCUUGUAUUUCCCUUCGGUCAGUCCUUCGGCUUAGUUAGUUUAGUGCAGCUAUUAGGCAGUAAGCAGUAAGGGCAGAAUAUAAAUCAAAAUCAUCAGGAGAGCAGAAAUAGGGACCAAAAACCAGAUGAUAAUCGAAUAAGACCGAAGAUCCGAAUUCUCAACUAAUGUUUAAGGAAAACACACACGCACACGCAUUUAAGUGGACCCGUGCCGCGAAUGGGAGAGAGAGGUAUGGUACAUGUACUGUUUAAAAUGCCUACUAACAAACAAUACGUAAUGUGAUAUUAAUUUAUUGAUUAAAACAUGGAAUAAACACAUCGCAUUCUUUCAUAAAA
This is a messenger RNA of Anopheles funestus (African malaria mosquito), 3022 nucleotides long. RefSeq lists its product as uncharacterized. The transcript has 5 exons. Lineage: Eukaryota; Metazoa; Arthropoda; Insecta; Diptera; Culicidae. The coding region runs from base 470 to 2014 and encodes 514 amino acids. The record is from RefSeq and is a predicted model, not a curated record.